AUGGGCAAAAGAAAAGCGAAAAAGAAAUCGAAUUCCGUGAACAAAACGAAUUCGUACUUGAGUCGUUAUCAAGUGAAGUUCGCGCGGCGACGAGCGGGCAAAACGGAUUACCAAGCUCGCCGCGCUUUAAUCGCGCAAGACAAGAACAAGUAUAACACGCCAAAGUACCGAUUUGUGGUCCGAUUCACGAACAAACGCGUGAUUUGCCAGAUUGUCUACGCCACCAUCGCGGGCGACGUGACCGUCUGCCAAGCGGACUCCUUGGAGUUGGACAGAUACGGGUUGAAAGCGGGGUAUACGAACUAUCCAGCGACGUACGCGACUGGUUUGUUGUGCGCUCGACGCAUGCUCACCAAGUAUAACUUAGCGGAGACGUACGAAGGUAAGACUGAGGAUCUUGGGGAAGAUUAUCACGUUGAAGCGGAAGGGGACGCGAGACCGUUUAAGUGCUUUUUGGAUACGGGUUUGGUGAGAACGUCCACCGGGGCGAGAGUGUUCGCGGCGAUGAAGGGCGCCUCGGACGGCGGUUUGGACAUCCCGCACAACGAAAAGCGUUUCGCGGGCUACGAUUUGCAAGACAAAUCCCACGAUCCGGACACUUUGGAGAGAUACAUUAAGGGCGGCGUCGUCGCGGAAUACGCGGAGGAGAUGCAAGAGGAAGAACCGGAAAAGUUUGAGGCGCACUUUUCCAAGUACUUAGCUGCGGACCAAGACCCGACGGAAUUGGAAGAGUUAUACGAGGAAAUCCACGACGCGAUUCGCGAAGACCCGAGUUUUACGAAGAAGCCGAGAUCUAAGCCGGCUGACGCCGGUAAGAAGUUCAAGUUGCCGAAGUUGACGUACGAACAAAAGAAGGCGAACCUCAAGGCGAAGAUUGAAGCUUUGCGCGCGGAGGCUUAA
Bathycoccus prasinos is the source of this 900-nucleotide messenger RNA. RefSeq lists its product with no specific name. Gene Ontology annotation, cellular component: ribosome; cytosolic large ribosomal subunit. NCBI's taxonomy places the organism in Eukaryota, Viridiplantae, Chlorophyta, Mamiellophyceae, Mamiellales, Bathycoccaceae. Gene Ontology annotation, molecular function: structural constituent of ribosome; 5S rRNA binding. Gene Ontology annotation, biological process: translation; ribosomal large subunit assembly. Bases 1 to 900 code for a protein of 299 amino acids. The record is from RefSeq and is a predicted model, not a curated record. The transcript is spliced from 2 exons.